Molecule: messenger RNA, 1574 nt
Organism: Brassica napus (rape)
Lineage: Eukaryota; Viridiplantae; Streptophyta; Magnoliopsida; Brassicales; Brassicaceae
Exons: 9
Coding region: 969-1454 (161 amino acids)
Source: RefSeq, a predicted model, not a curated record
CUCUCUCUCUCUCUCUCUCUCUCUCUCUCUCUCUCUCUCUCUCUCUCUCUCUCUCUCUCUCUCUCUCUCUCUCUCUCUCUCUCUCUCUCUCUCUCUCUCUCUCUCUCUCUCUCUCUCUCUCUCUCUCUCUCUCCAAUCGAUGCUUCGAUGUUCAUCUGUAGAAAAAGGGAUCGAAGAAUCAAAUCCAUUGAAAGUACAAUUUUAUGUUUAUCAACUUCAUUCGAUCAAGUAUCUGCUAAAUCAAGCGAUGUAUGUCAAAGAUCAUUGUCUCCAUGAGUAGAUCGGCCAUCUAAGUUUUGAAUUGGGAGAAAUCAAAUCUUUUUGUCAAGAUCGAGACUGAUAGAAAACAAUCAUGUAUUUUCAGACAUCUUCUCGUGCUAAAAAGAGUCCUACAGGAUAAAAUAUAGACCCUUGGAGCGGAUAGACAGAGCCCGGAUUCAGAUUUAUAAACUGGCAUAAAUCUGAUACAAUGGAAGACGACAACCUAGACGCAGACUGAAAAUACGGUUCGACUCCAGUGAUUGGUUCCAGUUUUUUCCGUUUCAUCUUCAGAAAAUCGAGACCAAGAAAGUUUCCUCGUUUCAGUAAGAGGAUGAGAGAGUAGCUGAAAGAGGAGAUUGGCCGUGUAUGAUAAAUUUAUUUAAGAGGUCGUAGCAAUCUUGUAAAUGGAGAUUACAAAGGCCUGUGAAGAAUAAGGAAGCAUCAAAGUGUUAUAUGAAUCAAAACUGUCUUAUAGCAGGCAACUACUAUGAUAUUGAACAGGAUCAUCUGUCACGCUUCCGAUACGUGGCUUACCGAUCAGGAAUGCCAAGAUACUGAGCGCACCUCACAAGUCACGCCUCCAUCAUUUGCUUCUUAAUACUAUCCUUUAAAUAUGUUACAAUAAGAAAGAAGAAGAAGUUAUAUGCCUUUUUUCAAAAAAGAAGAAGAAGUUAUCACGAAAAAAUCAAAGAAGAGAAGAAGUUAUCAUGGGUCAAGCCCUCAAUACCGCAAAAGGGAACGGUGAGUUAAAUAGGAAAGACUUGGAAACUAUGGCAGAUAAUUGCUACCGCAAACGCCUUGAAGAACAAGAUGACGAUCAAGAAUGGUCUUUUGGCGACUUCUACCGUAUUGUGGAUGAAGCUGUCGAAGAAAUUAAUAGAAGACUCGGUGGUACCCAACUUAAGGUGCCAAGUGUUGAUAAAUUACAAGAAGCUUAUGAGAGACACAAUCUCGGUGAGGGGAAGAAGAUAUCAAAAGACGAGUUUCAGAAGCUUCUUCAGGAGGUUUUGAUCGGAGCUGGGUUCACCGGGGUCGGAGGAGUAAAAGAGUUUCUACUCUUCAUCUUUGGAGUUCCUGCCUUGACCGUAUUCCUCAAGAACCGUAUAGCUCCGACGUCUUUCCCCAACGACUUGCUCAUCCCCGCCGUCACUUCCGCUACCGUCUUCCUCCUCGCCAAGCUCAACAAGAUAUGACUCUAUUUGUUUGAUCUUUUCUAGCUUUACAUUUUUUUCUAAAUUUGUAUUGGGUAACGUUUAUGAGUGAAUGCGUCAAUGACUUUGAGUUAAAUUUGGAGAAGUUUGUUUUAUCUCUUA